Molecule: messenger RNA, 1215 nt
Organism: Neltuma alba
Lineage: Eukaryota; Viridiplantae; Streptophyta; Magnoliopsida; Fabales; Fabaceae
Product: ethylene-responsive transcription factor WRI1-like
Exons: 8
Coding region: 1-1215 (404 amino acids)
Biological process (GO): regulation of DNA-templated transcription
Molecular function (GO): DNA-binding transcription factor activity; DNA binding
Source: RefSeq, a predicted model, not a curated record
AUGGAGCUAGCCUCUGUGAGAUGUGCACUGAGCCCAAGAAGCCAUAUUUCUUACUUGAUGGAUGGUGGUGAGAGUGAUGCUAGUAAGGCUGGCAAAAGGAGGAGAAAAGAUUCUUCUUUGGCCAUCUUAGAAGCCAAUGAACAGCCACAAGAACGGCAACCACAGGGUGACCGAUCAACCACCACCACCACAACCACCAUAAAGAGAAGCUCAAGGUUUCGAGGAGUUAGCAGACAUAGGUGGACUGGAAGGUUUGAGGCUCACCUAUGGGAUAAAGGAACAUGGAAUCCAACUCAGAAAAAGAAAGGGAAGCAAGUUUAUCUUGGGGCUUAUACUGAUGAAGAAGCGGCUGCUAGAGCUUAUGAUUUAGCUGCACUAAAGUACUGGGGAACUUCAACUUGCACAAAUUUCCCUGUGUCUGAGUAUGAGAAAGAGAUUGGGAUCAUGAAAACGGUAACCAAAGAAGAAUACCUUGCUUCAUUAAGAAGGAGAAGCAGUGGUUUUUCUAGAGGUGUAUCAAGGUACAGAGGAGUAGCAAGGCACCAUCAAAAUGGCAGAUGGGAAGCAAGGAUAGGGAGAGUAUUUGGCAACAAGUACCUCUACCUUGGGACUUACAGUACACAAGAAGAGGCUGCUCGAGCAUAUGACAUAGCAGCAAUUGAGUACAGAGGCAUAAAUGCAGUGACAAAUUUUGACUUGAGCACAUACGUCAGAUGGCUAAGACCUGGAGAACCCUCUUCUUCUUCUUUACUAGUGGGAAAGCCAAACACAGAUCCUCAGAACAUGACAACCUCAAACCCUGUCCAAGCAGAAGGAACCACUCAGAUAUCCAACUUCAUACUCCAUCCAUUCCCAGCUGGUGCUUCUGACAGUACAAAGAAGCAAGACAGUUCACAAUACAGGAGCUCUCUAGGUGUUUGCAAUAACAAGUCACCUUCUCCAACAGCACUAGGGAUUCUCAUGAAAUCCUCAGUAUUUAGUGAUCUGAUGCAGAAGAAUCUGAAUUCUGCUAAAGAAGAAACAGAAGAAAGUGAAUUGAAAAUCCCACAAGAAGGCAGUGAUGGGGUUGGAGUGGCUUUUGAUCAUGAAAUUGCGAGUAACCCUUUCUUAUGCCCUUCCAAUAAUAGCAUAUUUUGCAUGGAGUCACCAGGAGAAAACAUUUGGCCAUUGUAUCAUAGAACCACGCAAUCCCUGUGGAAUGGUGCUUUAAACUGA